UUCGUUGCCCUACGCCGUAACGGUCAAACCGGAGUAUGUAGAAGUAAGACCACUCGAAGCCGCCGCUCGUAUCUCUCUCGCGGCAGUCCCAUUCCAGUUCACUCGCCACUUCACCAGCAACCGAAAACGACGCCGUCGCACGUAUCAGGGAGGCCGAAACAUGUUGCAGAACAAGUCAUUCGUCAAGAGAACCAGAGGCGGCAAAAUCACCAAGGUCGUGAGAGAGCACUAUCUCCGGCACGAUAUUUACUGUGGAGCUCCGGUUUGCAAAGUUUGCGAUACGUCCGGAGCUCGAUUGAGCCCUACCGCUUCCACCAUUCUCAUCUUCGACACCAAUGUCGUCCUUCACCAGAUUGAUUUGAUUGAGAAUCCGGCAAUAGACGAUGUGGUUGUGCUUUCGAUUGUGUUGGAAGAGGUUAAAAACAGGAACUUGUCUGUUUACAAUAGAGUUAGAGCUCUGUGCAGCAAUUCUUUGAGGAAAUUUUUCGUCUUUUCGAACGAACACCACAAGGAUACUUACGUUACAGACAUGAGCGGAGAAAGCAAAAAUGAUCGAAAUGAUAGAGCAAUUCGGGUAGCUGCUCAAUGGUAUCAAACUCAUCUUGCUGGUUCAGCUAAGGUUUUACUUAUAACCAAUGAUAAAGAGAAUAAGAGGAAGGCUAUUGAAGAGGGAAUUUCUGCAGAGACAGUUGAAUCAUAUGUGAGGUCAUUGAGUAGGCCAGAAUUGCUCGACCUUCUCGUGCAGCCUGCAUCCGAAGAUGUAAAGAUGGAGGACACUGAAGAUUUGAGACCAUCAAAAAGGAAAGUCAUCUACUCAGAGCAUAAGCCCAUGUCUGAAAUUACUUCUGGCUUGCAUCGUGGCAUAUACCAUCAAGGAAAACUUCGAGUUAAUCGUUACAACCCCUUUGAAGCAUAUGUUGGAAGUGAGAGCAUUGGUGAUGAAAUUAUAAUAUAUGGACGUACAAAUAUGAAUAGGGCUUUUGAUGGUGAUAUAGUGGCAGUUGAGCUUCUGCCGCAAGAUCAAUGGCAUGAGGAGAAGUCUCUAGCUUUAGCAGAUGAAGAGGAUGAGGAAGAAGAUGUUCAUCUGGUUCCAGGCAGUGCUGAUGAUGCUCCUAGGACUAUAGCUGCCCAAGGCUCUGCUGGAGUAACAGAACCUGUCCAAAAUCGACCAUCUGGCCGUGUUGUUGGUAUUAUAAAGCGGAAUUGGCAUUCUUAUUGUGGAUCUUUGGAGCCCAUGGCUAAGCCUGCGGGUGGUGGUGGUAUUGCCCAUGCUUUAUUUGUCUCAAAAGAUCGAAGGAUUCCAAAGAUUCGAAUUCAAACUCGACAGCUUGAGAAUCUGAUGGAUAAGAGAAUUAUUGUGGCAGUUGAUUCAUGGGACCGUUUGUCUCGGUAUCCUUCUGGCCAUUAUGUACGAACCAUAGGAGUAAUAGGUGAUAAAGAUACUGAAACUGAGGUGGUCUUGAUUGAGAAUGAUAUAAAUACAAGACCAUUUUCUUCUCAAGUUCUUGCAUGCUUGCCACCGCUACCAUGGUUUGUGUCUUCUGAAGAUUUGGCAAAUCCUAUUAGACAGGAUUUGCGACAAUUGCGUGUCUUUAGUGUUGAUCCUCCUGGAUGCAAGGAUAUUGAUGAUGCAUUGCACUGUACAGCUCUGCCAAAUGGAAAUUAUGAAGUUGGAGUCCAUAUUGCUGAUGUAACAAAUUUUGUACACUCGGGAACUCCUCUUGAUGAUGAGGCUUCACAAAGAGGCACAUCGGUCUACCUUGUUGAACGGCGCAUUGACAUGCUUCCAAAACCUCUGACGGAAGAUAUAUGUUCUCUUCGAGCUGAUGUGGAAAGGCUAGCUUUUUCUGUUAUUUGGGAAAUGACAGCUGAAGCUGAGAUCAUUUCUACAAGAUACACCAAAAGUGUGAUUAAAUCAUGUGCAGCAUUAUCUUACAUUGAAGCUCAAGCGAGGAUGGAUGAUAGUCGGUUGAUGGAUCCAUUAACUACAGAUUUAAGAAACAUGAACUCUUUAGCAAAGAUAAUGAGGGCAAGGCGUAUUGAGAGAGGAGCCUUAACUCUUGCAUCUGCUGAAGUCAAAUUUGAAAUUGACACAGAGACUCAUGAUCCUCUUGAUAUCGGUAUGUACCAGAUUCGUGAAGCAAAUCAAAUGGUGGAGGAGUUUAUGCUUGCCGCUAAUGUUUCAGUUGCUGAGAAAAUUCUUAAACAUUUUCCUCUAUGUUCACUAUUGAGGCGGCAUCCUUCUCCUACCAGAGAGAUGCUUGAACCAUUGUUGCGUACAGCUGCAGCUAUUGGUCUGAACUUGGAUGUCUCAUCAUCAAAGGCACUAGCUGAUUCACUUGACUCUGCUGUGGGUAAUGAUCCGUACUUCAACAAGCUGAUUCGGAUUUUGGCUACAAGAUGCAUGACCCAGGCUGUUUACUUCUGUAGUGGGGAUCUUAGCCCUCCAGAAUAUCUUCACUAUGGGCUUGCAGCAUCUCUAUACACUCAUUUCACCUCUCCUAUUAGGAGAUAUGCAGAUGUCAUAACACACAGGUUGCUUGCUGCAUCUUUGGGGAUAUACAAGCUUCCAACUAUAUUCCAAGAUGGACCCAGACUCACAAGCAUUGCUGACAAUUUAAAUUAUCGGCAUAGGAAUGCCCAGAUGGCAAGUCGGGCCUCAGUGGAGCUCCAUACUGUCAUUUUUUUCAAAAAGCGGCCGACAGACACAGAGGCAAGAAUAGUCAGAAUACGAUCCAACGGAUUUUUCGUAUUUGUGCCCAAGUACGGCAUAGAAGGGCCGGUGUACUUGACCCCAAGGGGUGAGAAGGGGGGCGGAGAAUGGUAUGUAGAUGAGCAACAACAGAAGAUUAGAAAAAUGGACGGUAGUAUUUCAUACAGCGUUAUGCAGACGGUGUUUAUUCACAUGGAGAUUGUGGAACCCCAGCCCAACAGGCCAAAACUCCAACUAUCGCUAGUGUAGACCAGCAACUUUGCCUCUCCCCAGUACCCUCCUUUAAGAUGAGAAAAGUGUCUGGAAUGGUGGCGUGAGCCAGGAGCUUGGUUCUAACCAUCUUGGGCAGCGAAGAUAUGUCACGGGACACACAUUGAAAUAUUGUAUAGUUUCAUUUAGUACAGUUUGUUUUACUGCGUGAACUUAAGGUGUGAGUAAGAGUUUUGGUAAUCGGGUGUAGAGCUGAGAGGUUAGCAGCAGUCUGCGAGUUAAAGACGGGAUGCCGUCGAAACAGUGCUGUGUUUUGUGCACAAAAUUUGCAUUCAAGAGGUGUAAUUCAAACUGUUUUUUCCCAAGGUAUCACUUUUAUCUGUUACUUGUUUCUUCCGGCCCAAAUUAUUUUGUGGAAUGCUUGAGUAUAAAUUUUGAGGAGGUUUAAUCA
Malus domestica (apple) is the source of this 3374-nucleotide messenger RNA. RefSeq names its product exosome complex exonuclease RRP44 homolog A. The record is from RefSeq and is a predicted model, not a curated record. Gene Ontology annotation, cellular component: nuclear exosome (RNase complex); cytoplasmic exosome (RNase complex). Gene Ontology annotation, biological process: rRNA catabolic process. Gene Ontology annotation, molecular function: RNA binding; endonuclease activity; 3'-5'-RNA exonuclease activity. NCBI's taxonomy places the organism in Eukaryota, Viridiplantae, Streptophyta, Magnoliopsida, Rosales, Rosaceae.